This is a messenger RNA of Schistosoma margrebowiei, 1890 nucleotides long. Lineage: Eukaryota; Metazoa; Platyhelminthes; Trematoda; Strigeidida; Schistosomatidae. The record is from the annotation of a GenBank genome assembly.
AAUCCAUUGACCUACAAGGUCGAUGUACAGUUUCAACUCUUUAAGAUGCCGAAAGCAAGGUUCUUCAAACCAAAACGUAGUGACAUCAUUAGUGAGAUUUCAAGUCCCACUAAUGUUGUUAAACAUGUGCAUGUUACUUACGACCAAGAGACAGGGCAGUUCCAUGGGAUACCUGAUUACUGGAAAGAAAUGAUAGACAAUUCGAAUUUCUCAGUCGAAGACCGAAAAAAUAAUGCGGACAAAAUUCUUAACGCUGUGACCGCUUUCAAAGAGUCGCAAAAAACCAAGUACUUGGGUUUUGAGGGCUUGGAAAGUGUUGAUGAAGAUGAUGAGUUGGAAAGGAAAAUGCGAUUGUUUAUUUUGAAUCCAAAAGAAGAAAAGAACAGUACGAAUGCCGCAUCAUCUCAUCCAAAAGCCAAGCCUGUCGUACAUAUAAACGAAAGGAAAAAUGGUGCUCUCAUUCCUCCUGUACCUCCACCAAAGCCAUCUGCCAGUGAUUCAAAUAAGCAAGCGGCUCCUUUGCUCCGCAAACGUGUUCGCAGGAAACUCACAGAUGAGGAGUUUUAUUCAGAAUUAGAUUCCGUAAUAACUCCUGGAAACCCUCGUGAUGUGUAUUCUAUCGAGAGCGAACUUGGUACAGGUGCCUCAGGUACCGUUCGACUUGGUCGAAAUAAAAGAACAGGACAAAUUGUAGCUGUCAAAGUAAUGAAACUAGAUAAACAGCCCAAUCGCGAUUUAAUCGUUUCCGAAAUUGCUGUCAUGAAGCGCAUACAACAUGAAAAUAUCGUUAAUUACUUAGCAUCUUAUUUAUUAAGAAAUGAAAACCAGCUAUGGGUUGUGAUGGAAUACCUGGAUGGUGGUGCACUGACAGAUGUAGUCACUGAGACUGUCAUGGCCCCAGACGUAAUUGCCGCUGUUGUUCGGGAAUGUGUAAAAGCCUUGGUAUUUUUGCACGACCAAAAUAUAAUACAUAGGGAUAUAAAAUCUGACAAUGUACUACUCGGAAAACAGGGUCAAGUCAAGGUCACCGAUUUCGGAUUUUGUGCUCAGCUUGGUAACCGGCAAAGUAAACGCCAAACCAUGGUCGGGACUCCUUAUUGGAUGGCUCCUGAAGUUGUUUCGAAAACUGCAAAUUAUGGGCCGAAAAUUGACAUUUGGUCACUUGGCAUUAUGAUUAUUGAAAUGUUGGAUGGAGAACCACCUUAUAUGAAUGAACCUCCACUAAAAGCAAUAUACCUCAUCCAAACAAUGGGAAAACCUAGACCAAAAACCAAGAACUUGCACCCGAUGCUUCAAGAUUUUCUGGACAGAUGUCUAGUCGUAGAUCCUGUAAGACGAGCUUCUGCAAAGGAACUACUUAACCACGAUCUUUUUAAGCAUGCAGGGAGCUUGUCUUCUCUUGGACCGCUUAUUCGUGCAGCACGAGAGAGUCUUGGAAAAAAGGAAUAAGAACGGACAACUAAACAUCUAGCAUCAAUCAUGACGGAGUUAAAAACCAUCGAGUAAGCCGGACAAUUAUUAUCAUAAAAAUUUCUGUCCGCCUGUUCAGUUUGACAAAGAUUUCUAACAGGAAUAUCAUUUUUAUCGUUACUCAGUUUUUGCAAGUCCGAAUCUAUCACACAUCUAUAUUUUGUAUGCUUUGACUCACACUUUACCUACAAGCCUAAUCCAGUUUUUAACCUAGAUUAACUUGUAAUUGCUAAAUCCUGGCUGCUGUCUUUUUUAUUAUUUCAAUCAAGUCUUUCUGCUGUUUUGCGAAUGCAUCGUGAAGCAGUUCACCCCGAUUUUUUGAAUGAUCAUUAAUAUGUAAUCUUGAUUUCUUUCUGUAAUAGUUUACUACGCUUAGAAAAAUAAACGUAUUAACAAUUUUUUUUUUACAAAAGCAACAAA